AUGGGUUUGAAGGCCUCUUCCUUAUGGGAACGCCCAGUGCUUAAUUCGGUCAACAAAAAGGCCCGCAGCGUGCCUAUUUUGAACCCAGUCGACCCGCAUGGCCGUGUAUUUUUCUUUUCGUGGAUGGGUUUCAUGCUUUCGUUCUGGGCGUGGUACACAUUCCCACCUCUUUUAACUGUCACAAUCAGACAAGACCUUAACCUCACCAAGGAACAAGUCGCCAACUCCAAUAUUGUUUCUCUUGUCGCCACUCUUGCUGUGCGAUUCAUUGCUGGUCCACUAUGCGACCAGAUUGGCUCCCGGAGGGUGUUCAGCUUGAUUUUGUUAGCAGGAAGUGUGCCGAUUGGCUUGGCACCGUUGAUCAAGGACGCAACUGGUCUUUACAUCAUCCGUUUCUUCAUUGGAAUCCUCGGCGGGUCGUUUGUACCUUGCCAGGUGUGGUGCACGGGAUGGUUUGACAAGAAUGUGGUGGGAACAGCCAAUGCCCUGAGCGGAGGUUGGGGAAAUGCUGGAGGUGGAAUCACAUACUUCAUCAUGCCUGCUGUGUAUGACUCUUUGAAGUAUCGAUGGGGGCACAGCUUUGGGCAGGCUUGGAGGAUCACCUUUGUGGUGCCGCUCGUUUGUCUGAUCAUCUGUGGACUGGGGUUGCUGUUUUUGUGCGAUGAUACGCCAAUGGGGAAGUGGGACGAUAGACAUCAGCAUGUUCAAGAGAACCUCAAACAACACGGCGUGCAAGGAGAGAUUGUGGCCGUUCCAGGUACCAUCACUGGCCAGCCCCCAAUUCUCUCAGCUACCCCAUCAACCGACGAGGAAAAAGGUGAGAAGCUAUCUUCUUCUGAGAAGAACAGCAUUUCAGCCUUUGACCACGAAGCCUCACUGUCAAAAGCCGAAGCCAUCGAAACUGCGCAAGGUGAAACCAUCGCCAAACCCACUGUCAAGGAAGCAGUCUCUGUGUGUUUUAGUCUCCACGGCCUCUUCCACGUCGCGACGUACGCAUGCAGCUUCGGUGGAGAGCUUGCCAUCAACUCAAUUCUCGCAUCAUACUACCUGAAGAACUUUCCCUCGCUAGGUCAAACCAAU
Molecule: messenger RNA, 1080 nt
Organism: Podospora pseudocomata
Lineage: Eukaryota; Fungi; Ascomycota; Sordariomycetes; Sordariales; Podosporaceae
Exons: 3
Biological process (GO): transmembrane transport
Molecular function (GO): nitrate transmembrane transporter activity
Source: RefSeq, a predicted model, not a curated record